Messenger RNA from Vombatus ursinus (common wombat), 1477 nucleotides. RefSeq names its product mitochondrial import inner membrane translocase subunit TIM44-like. Gene Ontology annotation, biological process: protein import into mitochondrial matrix. Gene Ontology annotation, cellular component: mitochondrial inner membrane. NCBI's taxonomy places the organism in Eukaryota, Metazoa, Chordata, Mammalia, Diprotodontia, Vombatidae. Gene Ontology annotation, molecular function: protein-folding chaperone binding. The record is from RefSeq and is a predicted model, not a curated record. The transcript is spliced from 4 exons. The coding region runs from base 118 to 486 and encodes 122 amino acids.
AAGGCAGCAGUGACAGCGCUGUUGUUAAAGCUUGUGCUCAAGCAGCUGCUUCCUGCAGGCUUACUUCCCCAAAAGUCUCCUUUUCCAGCCCACACUUUUCAUUUUCUUUUUUAGGCCAUGAUUACUGGAGAGCUGGAUAUCCUCAAAGACUGGUGCUAUGAAGCAACGUACAAUCAAGUAGCUCAUCCCAUCCACCAGGCAAAAUCCAUGGGCCUGCAGUUCCAUUCCAAGAUUCUGGACAUUAGCAAUGUUGAUCUGGCGAUGGGGAAGAUGAUGGAACAAGGACCGGUACUAAUCAUCACGUUCCAGGCACAGCUAGUGAUGGUGAUCAGGAACCCCAACGGGGAGGUGGUAGAAGGAGACCCAGAUAAAGUGUUGCGUAUGCUGUACGUGUGGGCACUCUGUAGAGACCAGACUGAGCUCAACCCUUACGCAGCCUGGAGGCUGCUGGACAUUUCAGCCUCAAGCACAGAGCAGAUUCUCUGAAGACAGCUGUUGGGGACCUGCUGGACUGUGCUUUGUUGUUCUCCCAGCAAGGGCCCCACUACUGUCAGAAGCUUCAGGAUGCAAGACCAUUUGGCUCCUGCAGGGUACUUGUAACCCCCCCUUUCCAGGAUCCAGUGUGAAAGGAGGGGGGGGAGGGAAGACUGGGGACUGGAUGAGAUAAGGACAUGAGAAAGUUCCCCUUGGGGAAUGCAGUUGCCUCAGAGGGGUGGUGUUGGGGACAUGGUAUAUGAGCAGGGUAGCUCAUAGGGUCCCAGGUUUAUAAGGUUAAGACUGUCGCAGAAGAAGCCUGAGGCCUGGUACACUGUUGUCUCCCUCUUUCCUGCAUUGGGCCCAAUAGGUGGAUCCAGGGAGCAUCUCUGCCUUGGCCUGCUGCCUAGAGACCUUUCCUUCUCCCUCUGUCCUUUCCUCUCCCCACAGGCUGGUUGGUUAGUAACUGAGAGAAGCCAAAUUGGGUGCCACAAGUCCUGCAGAGGCCCAGGAGCCGGGCAUCCAAAAGCAAAAAGCGAAAGUGAACUGAGGUCCCUGAACACAAAGCUUGCUGAAGCAGUUCGGGAGAAGGGGGAUAUUGGGGAUGGCGAGGGAAGAGUGAAGCACAAGGCCCUACAAGGAGGUGGAGGGGAGCAGCUGUGCCCCACUUGGUCCUAUGCAACGGGGAGGAAGAGGAUUAGAAAGGAAAGACUGUCACCCCACCUCCUGCACACAUACAACUUCUAGACCUGGCAACCUGUCCUGUCUUGGAGGGGCCUUGAGGGACAGAGCCUGGUGCUGUCUCCUCCCCUCUCUGGCCUCAGUUAUCCCUCCUCUUCUCUGGUGAAGGGGUAUACUUCCUGCCAGGUGCCUCCAUCUCUGGCAUCAGAUCAGCCAAGUCAUUCUAGAGCAUUUUUAAAAAUAACAAAACCUGAAUGUCUUUCAUUUCUGUACAUGCUGCCUGAAGAUUUGAAAAUAAUAAAAUACCAAAAUGAAUAACAAA